AUGGCUAACGAUCUAUACGCAGUCGAGCUCACAGCCCACCACUGGGCACAAUUCACUGUCGGUCGUAUGGUCGCCUACUUCGCUGUUGGGCUAGUCGAGAAUGCGGUACCGUCCUACAAUGCCGAGACAUCUCCAGCUCCAACGCGAGGUAUCUUGUCUGGCUCGAUUAUGAUGGUUUCGUCACUGGGCAAUCUCUGGGGAGCUGGAAUGUCACAGGCAUACGCGACUGACUCCACCAAAAAAGGCUGGAUGGUCCCCACGGCUAUGCAGUUCAUUCCCGCCAUUGGCCUACUUGGUCUGAUUCCUUGGACUCCUGAGUCGCCUCGAUGGCUUAUUCUAAAAGGACGAAAACAAGAAGCCCAGAUCGCUCUCGACCGGAUUCGUCCUGCAGAAGAUGUACAGAUAGGAGCCACGGUGGCGGAAGCAGAAGCUAUUGAAAAACUCCUGGAAGAAUCUAAAGUUUCUGACCAAGGCUCCUGGCUUGAUCUUUUCCGGGGUAACUACCUGCGACGGACCUGGGUAACUAUCACUAUUCAUCGAUACAUUUCGGCCACCUUAUUCGUCCUCGAGCAGAUGAAUGGCAAUCAGUUUGUACAGUCAUACGCGGCCACCUUCUACGUGCAGCAGGGCAUGGGAUCCAUGUCUUUUACAUAUACAAUGGUUGGCCAGGUGGUUGGAGUGGUUGGGUGCGCCAUCGGACUUGUGCUUCUGGAUAUCAGCGGCCGAAGACCUCUCUUGAUUUAUGGAAGUGCGGUUUGCACUUUUUUGCUCUACCUUGCUUCGGGGCUGGGCACUGUGCCCUCUAUGAACCAGAAUGAAGUCAACACGACCAUCGCUUGCUUCAUUCUUCUGCCAGCCUUCACUCGUAUUUCUGCCUCGAACAACGCUUUUCUGACAGGAGCAGAAAUUGGAGGAGUACGAAUGAGAAAAAAGAUCAUGGCGUUCGGAACAGCGUGUGAUGUGGCUGGAGCCUUCCUGGUUACCUUCGUCACCCCCUACGUUUUGCCUAGUAUGGGAAGUGGGAUUGGCUGGAUAUUUGGCUCUGUGGCGGCUUUUUCUAUUAUCUGGGGAUUUCUAUUCUUCCCAGAGCUCAAGGGCCGGUCGCUUGAAGAAGUCGACGAGCUUUUUGAGGCGAAGCUGGGGGCUCGGCAGUUCAAGCAGUAUCAAACCCACGGGACAGGACAGCUUAUUGCUACUCUGGAGAAACACGGGUUGGCCGAUGAAAAGCCACCGCAGGAAGGAGUGGAGUUGUCUGAUGCCGAUGCUAAAGUGAGUUUUACUCUACAAGGAUCGUUUGACAGGCGAAUAACCACCAACGAUGCAUUAGCACAAACACGUUGA
Molecule: messenger RNA, 1341 nt
Organism: Penicillium lagena
Lineage: Eukaryota; Fungi; Ascomycota; Eurotiomycetes; Eurotiales; Aspergillaceae
Exons: 4
Coding region: 1-1341 (446 amino acids)
Biological process (GO): transmembrane transport; carbohydrate transport
Cellular component (GO): membrane
Molecular function (GO): carbohydrate:proton symporter activity
Source: RefSeq, a predicted model, not a curated record